This is a messenger RNA of Prosopis cineraria, 1258 nucleotides long. RefSeq names its product thymidine kinase a-like. The transcript has 4 exons. Gene Ontology annotation, molecular function: thymidine kinase activity; ATP binding. Lineage: Eukaryota; Viridiplantae; Streptophyta; Magnoliopsida; Fabales; Fabaceae. Bases 210 to 1067 code for a protein of 285 amino acids. Gene Ontology annotation, biological process: thymidine metabolic process. The record is from RefSeq and is a predicted model, not a curated record.
CCAAUCUCGCGGCAUCAUCAAUCUCUGCUUUUUCCCCCCCAUUUCUCAUGACUUGCUGGCUCUCUCCAAGAGAAAAACCCUUGCCAAAUUGCAACAUCGUACCAUGAAAAUACUGUCUUUUACUCCUUAAUCUGCAAAACUCUUAAACCCCUCCUUUCUCCUUUCCCUCUUCCCAUUUUUUCUUGUUAUCCCUGAUAGUGAUUAUAUUUAUGAAUUCUAUCUCCAAGAUGAGGUCUGUCUUAAGCCCAAAGUUAUUGGCUUUUUCUCCUCAUCUUCCCAAGCCCCAAACUAUUUCUCUUGCUUCUAAUGCAUGGCCUUUUGAAUCUUUCGUCGGCUGUAAGCCAUCUUGCUUUCACAAUAAUCUCCACCUGAAGUCAACACCCCUUUUAUCCAAUAGCUUCGUUUGCUCAACCCAGAGUCGGAACUUGCAAAUGGAGGCGUCUCAGCCUCCGUCGGGUGAGAUUCACGUCAUCGUUGGCCCGAUGUUCGCUGGCAAAACUACCACACUUCUUCACCGUAUUCAAUUACAGAGCAGCAGCGGCAGAAAUGUGGCAGUAAUUAAAUCAAGCAAGGAUACAAGAUAUGGAUUAGAUUCAAUUGUUACACACGAUGGUGUCAAAUUACCAUGUUGGGCUCUAACAAACUUAUCGUCUUUCAGGCAGAAAUUUGGCCUUGAUGCUUAUGGCCAGCUGGAUGUGAUUGGCAUUGACGAAGCUCAAUUCUUUGAGGACCUUUAUGAUUUUUGUCGUGAGGCUGCUGAUCACGAUGGAAAAACGGUAAUAGUUGCUGGUUUGGAUGGAAACUACCUGAGGAGGAGCUUUGGUUCCGUCCUAGACAUCAUCCCCCUUGCUGAUUCUGUAACAAAAUUAACUGCUCGAUGUGAAAUCUGUGGAAAGCGUGCGCUUUUUACGCUGAGGAAGAUCGAGGAGACACAGGUUGAGUUAAUAGGUGGAGCCGAGGUAUAUAUGCCAGUUUGUCGGCAGCACUAUGUCAGUGGACAGGUGGCCAUGGAAACAGCAAGAUAUGUCCUGGAAUCCCAGAAGGUUGAAUGUAGCUCACACACAUAAAAAUGGUCCACUCCCUACAAAGCAUGCUUAUUGUUUGAACAAUAGCUUCAUAUUUAUUGGAGUAAGUUGUAACGUUGUGUGUUUAGUGUUGGAAAUUGGGAGGGAAGGUCCGUUAGUAUUGUGUAGUCGACAUUGUUAACCAACGUCAGAUUGUAUGGUAUUAGGUGCUUAAUAUUACUGCUUUUGCAUUA